GGCCUCUUCCCACAAGCGCCGCAGACCCGCGCAGCUUUGUCACGGGUUGAGACGGGGGGCGAGUUCCCGGAAUCGUGGCCAUGUCAGGGCUGGGGCAGGACCCGGAAAGCAGAGCGGCAGUCACUGUGCUAAAGCGGGCGGUGGAACUAGAUUCGGAGUCCCAGUACCAGCAGGCUCUGGUGUGCUACCAAGAGGGGAUUGAUAUGCUCCUGCAGGUUCUGAAAGGCACCAAAGAUUAUACUAAGAAAUGUACUCUCAGAGAAAGAAUUUCUGGCUACAUGGAUAGAGCAGAAAACAUAAAGAAAUACUUGGAUCAAGAAAAAGAAGAUGGAAAAUAUCACAAACAAAUUAAAAUAGAAGAGAAUGCAACAGGUUUCAGUUAUGAUUCACUUUUUCAUGAAUACCUUAAUGAGACAGUUACGGAAGUAUGGAUAGAAGAUCCUUAUAUUAGACAUACUCAUCAGCUGUAUAACUUUCUUCGAUUUUGUGAGAUGCUUAUUAAGAGACCAUGUAAAGUAAAAACUAUUCACCUUCUCACCUCUCUGGAUAAAGGAAGUGAGAAAGAGCAGCAAAGGAGGGGUCUGCAAGAAAUAAAAGAGUCACUCAGGAAUCAUGGAGUGCUGUUGGAAGUAGAAUACUCUUCUUCAAUACAUGACCGAGAAAUUAGGUUCAACAAUGGAUGGAUGAUUAAGAUUGGAAGGGGACUUGAUUAUUUUAAGAAACCACAGGGUCAGUUUUCCCUUGGAUAUUGUGAUUUUGAUUUAAGACCAUGUCAUGAAACAACAGUGGACAUUUUUCAUAACAAGCACACAAAAAAAAUAUGAUGGAUAGUAGCCUAAUGUAUGUUGUACAUUUCCACUUUAAGUGAAUAUUGGACUUUUUUUUUUACUU
This is a messenger RNA of Cynocephalus volans (Philippine flying lemur), 891 nucleotides long. It is a transcript of the gene MITD1, whose product is annotated as microtubule interacting and trafficking domain containing 1. The transcript is spliced from 7 exons. Bases 81 to 824 code for a protein of 247 amino acids. The record is from RefSeq and is a predicted model, not a curated record. Gene Ontology annotation, biological process: midbody abscission. Gene Ontology annotation, cellular component: midbody. Lineage: Eukaryota; Metazoa; Chordata; Mammalia; Dermoptera; Cynocephalidae.